Onthophagus taurus is the source of this 1903-nucleotide messenger RNA. RefSeq names its product Inosine-5'-monophosphate dehydrogenase ras (gene ras). Gene Ontology annotation, biological process: GTP biosynthetic process. The record is from RefSeq and is a predicted model, not a curated record. NCBI's taxonomy places the organism in Eukaryota, Metazoa, Arthropoda, Insecta, Coleoptera, Scarabaeidae. Gene Ontology annotation, cellular component: cytoplasm. Gene Ontology annotation, molecular function: IMP dehydrogenase activity.
CGCUAGUGUGUCUUUUCUCUUCAAUAUAAAGUGAAAACGUGCAAUUUUGUCGUCUUUUACUACGCAGUUACGCUCACAACAUUGUCAGUAGUUUUAACCUGCACGGCACGUGGACUUUCCACACGAGUGCAACGUUAUUUCAAUUUAACCGUAAAUACAAUCAAACAUGGGCGAUCCUUUACAAUUAAACCAUAUCGACAUGUUAUCCCUUGAGGAUGGAAUGACUGCCAAGGAAAUGAUCGAAAAGGGAAAUGGUUUGACUUACAAUGAUUUCAUUAUAUUGCCUGGAUUUAUAGACUUUGCUGCUGAUAAUGUGGAUUUGAGCUCUAGACUCACUAAGCGUAUUACUUUGAAAGCUCCAUUGGUUUCGUCUCCUAUGGAUACAGUCACAGAGUCUGAUAUGGCUAUAGCUAUGGCACUCUGUGGAGGUAUUGGAAUAAUUCAUCAUAAUUGUCUCCCGGAGUACCAAGCAAAUGAAGUUCUUAAAGUAAAAAAGUAUAAACAUGGUUUUAUACGCGAUCCAGUUGUAUUGUCGCCUAACAAUACAAUUGCAGAUGUUGUAAAAGUGAAGAAAGAGCAUGGUUUUUCCGGCGUACCAGUUACAGAAAAUGGAAAACUUGGUGGAAGAUUAUUGGGAAUUGUGACAUCACGCGAUAUAGAUUUCUUGGAUUCGAAAGAUAAACAAGAUACAAAGCUAGAUACAGUGAUGACAAAAUUUGAGGAUUUAAUAACUGCAAAAGCUGGGGUAACUUUGGCAGAAGCAAAUAGUAUUCUUGAAAAAAGUAAGAAAGGAAAGUUACCAAUAGUUAGUCCCCAAGGAAAUUUAUUAUCACUUAUGGCUCGAACUGAUUUAAAAAAAUCAAAAAGUUAUCCUAUUGCUUCGAAAGAUGAUAACAAACAACUUAUCGUCGGGGCUGCUAUUGGAACUCGCGAUGAGGAUAAACAUCGGUUGCAACUUCUUGCACAGGCCGGAGUGGACGUUGUCGUUUUGGAUUCAUCUCAAGGAAAUUCCAUUUAUCAAAUCGAAAUGAUUAAAUAUAUUAAGAAAACAUAUCCUAAUUUACAAAUAAUUGGAGGGAAUGUUGUGACUAUAAAGCAAGCUAAAAACUUAAUAGAUGCUGGAGUUGACGCGUUACGAGUUGGUAUGGGAAGUGGUAGCAUUUGUAUAACUCAAGAAGUGAUGGCUGUGGGAAGACCUCAAGCAACAGCAGUAUAUAAAGUAGCUGAAUAUGCGAGACAUUUUGAUGUUCCAAUUAUCGCGGAUGGUGGCAUCCAAUCCAUUGGAUAUAUUAUUAAGGCUUUGUCAUUGGGGGCGUCUACAGUUAUGAUGGGAUCUCUUUUAGCAGGCACUUCAGAAGCUCCUGGGGAAUAUUUCUUUUCUGAUGGGGUUAGAUUGAAAAAGUAUAGGGGUAUGGGUAGCUUGGAAGCUAUGGAUAGAAAAGACGCUAUGGGAUCUGCUAUGAAUCGAUAUUUUCAUAGCGAGGUUGAUAAAUUAAAAGUUGCUCAAGGUGUCAGUGGAUCAAUAGUGGAUAAAGGAUCAGCUUUAAGGUUUGUUCCAUACUUACAGUGUGGCUUACGGCACGGUUGCCAAGAUAUAGGGGCAAAAUCCCUUUUCCUUCUGCGCUCGAUGAUGUACACCGGAGAAUUACGGUUUGAGAUGCGAUCGCAUUCCGCUCAAUUGGAGGGUAACGUUCAUGGACUUUUCUCAUACGAAAAACGAUUAUUUUAAAAGCAAUUUUCGGUAUUUAUAAAAAAAUUUAAAAGAUAAACUAUUGGUGUUCGUAUUUACAUGUUAUAAUCUGUAAUAUUUAGGCUGAUGACCCCUGUUAAGGACGCGUUCCUUUUUUGUCUAUAAAUGUAAACUGACUAUCUAUGGACCAAAACUAAAUAUUUUUUAAUUUAA